Molecule: messenger RNA, 28194 nt
Organism: Spirometra erinaceieuropaei
Lineage: Eukaryota; Metazoa; Platyhelminthes; Cestoda; Diphyllobothriidea; Diphyllobothriidae
Source: the annotation of a GenBank genome assembly
AUGGCGAGGAACCCAUCAUCGACUACUAUGACAACCAGCCCUGGUAAGCUUCAAAAUUGAGUUUUAUUUCUUGCUAAUGCACUUAGAGGUGUAAAAGGAGAGUCCUUAUAUAGCUCUACAGAAAAUGUGUCUUGCAAUCAAUUAAUUUUUUACUUAUUUGCCAUGGUUCAUAAUUGAGGGGACGGUAAUAAAACUUAAUGGCAAAUUUGAAAUUGAGGUACUUUGUAAGAAUGCAAAAUGUUCUUGUUCAUUAAUGAAUUUUUCGCAUUAAAAUACGUUUACUCAAUUCGGAUAAAUACGAAACUGUUUUUAAUAGUUGUAGUAAGUGAGUGGUAUGGAGGAAUAAAAUUGUUCCCAUGCCGCAUGAAAGAGCAGGCACAUGUCUAGAACAGCCUGAUAGUUACAGCGGGCAUUUUUGAAAAUUGAAAAGUCAAGUUGGCGAGCACGCGUUUUCGGUAAUUCUUCGUCAGGCCAAUACAAUUACGUGAAGGAAUGAAAAUGUACAAAAUCAACAGUGUUUAUAGAUGUCUCAAGGGCUAUUAAGUCACUAACACUCAUCAUCCCCACGCCGCCCGCAUGAAAAGGUCGGCGGGUGUUAGUCGUCAGAGCUAGGGGAGGGGGGUAAGAGAGUCUUUGAGUGAUGUUCUUGAGUGGAGUACACGGAGUACCCAUCAUCGUGAUUAGGGAUUUGAGGCGGCAUGGUUUCAUCACUUGGGGUUGGCGUUGGCCACGGCAGCGAAAGCGCUUGUGUCAGCGUUUUCUGACAGCAUAACACCGGAUUCACUAACCGUAUAGCUACUGCCGUUGCUAGUAUCCGUUGGCGUAGGCCUUUAGAGAAGCAUGUUGGUGUCCGGUAGACGACCUGAAAUGCUUUCUUGGCAUCGACUCGGCGGUUCGUAUUGAUUAAAUGCGCGAGAAUAGAACUCGAAAUCGACCGGGUCUCACCUCUGUCUAGCCAGGCGGGCAUAUGUUCACGCACCCUCUUAACCAGGCGUCUCGUUGUGCGGCCGAUGCAUCCUGCUCCACAGGAGCAAGUGAAUGAAUAAAUGCACAUUGAUGUGGCCUCCAACGGUAGUCUGUAUUUACUUCCCGAACGUAGGAGGGGAGAGUUUGUGAAGUUUAAGUUUCUGAAAAUGUUUUUUGCAUACGUUGUGAGCCGGCAGAUUCUCCUUCAAAACUGUCGUAGUCGUUUUUCGUCCCUGAGUGUCGUCCCAACAACAGAAUUCUUUGGGACGUCGGUGCAUACCUUUCUGCUGUUGAUGGUGACCUGUCUAACUCCUGGUAGGCCCUCUCCGUACUCCAUGCUCGUCCAACCCAGUUUUGAAAGUAAUCACAUUGAAAAGCCACUUUUUCGAGGAACCGCCGCCUACCAUUUUCAUUGACCACUUUUGGAAACAACAUUUAUUAUGGAAGGUUGGGUCAUUCAAGAAUGAAUCCUAUCGUCAAAAGUACACCUUAGUCAACAAAAAGGGGCUAGAUCGCAGUUGGUAGCCAGAUCCUGUAUUACAGGUAGUAGGGGGUUUGCUUAUUGGGGUUUUUUGUGGUGCUACGUAAUCACAUCUCACUCAUUUGGCUUCCGUUCUACGUUUGAGGUUAGGAUAAGGGUACCAGUUUAUGGUGUCCGAUUUCCGGGUUAGAGUUAUGCCAUUUAGGCCUAGGGUUUGGGGUUACGGUUAGCGUUCGAGUUUACAAUUAGGUUUCAAUAUUACGGUUAGGUUUUACUGCUGGGGUUAUGUCUAAGGGCUACGGCGACGGUUACGAUUUCGGUUGGGGUUAGGGUUGGGGUUAAGGUUUCCGUUAGGGUUAACGGUUAACGUUUAAAGUUAAGGUUUGGGUUAAGGGUAGGGUUAGGAUUAGGGUUAAGGUCACCGUCAGCUUCUCCAUUCCUGGCUGCCAACUGCGAUCUAGCCCAAAAAGGAUCUCUGGACUGAUCCUACUUAAAACCUCUUGGUGUGGUUAUGUGCAGUUAAGAAUCAGAGUCUCAUACGCUUCGUCUUAUUGUAUUUUGAAACAACGCUGGUAAAUGAGCUCUGCAAGCAGUCUUAAGAAGCCUGUAUUUGCUGUAUGACCAAUAAAAUACAUCUUUCUUUUUAUGUAAACCGCUUUUAUCCCCCUGUUCAUGUCUGCACAUGCCUCUACCACUUCAAAUCAAUUAAUAAAUUGCUAAAUUAGUACUGAAAAUACCUAGGUGGCCAAUACUGAGGUUUAUUUGCCAUAAAGGUUUACAUUUGCCUUAAAACCACGAGAGAGCAAAAGUACAUUGACCUCUUCGUGAAAGAAAUUAGCAGUAGACUGUUGGGGUCGUACUCCUGUGUUUGUUCACCCCUUUCAAUUCCCACUGCGGCCAAACAAAUUGCUGCGUUUAAAACUUCAGUUAGUAUUAUGGCAUAACGCUCCACAAUUUCGAAAAUCCGUAUAUCAAUUCUGGGUGAGGCCUGAUUCAAGAGCUUUUGUUUAUAUAAAGCUCCACUCUGAUCGUCUUUGCUCCACAGCAUUUAUUCACGUAGAAAUUUGUCGGAUUUAAUGACAUGUCCGGUUCUACCUACAACAUCCUCCAUGCUUUGUUUGUUUUAACGUAUUCAGCCUAAGACCAUGCUUUCUACUGAGCAUAUAAAUGAAGAAAGUCAAAAGAAAGGCAUUUCACACACUCACGGCCACUGCAGCUUAUGCGUUUAAUUGCCGCUGCAUAAACCGCUCUGUGGCAAGGUAGAAUUAUUUAAAGCCACUUGAGGGAUUGUUCAUUAGUCAUGCUACCGCAAAAUACUGGUGCAACCCGAUAACGAAUACAAUUCAUUUUAACUCUUACAGAUAUUUCCCUAAAGACAUAAACACACAAGUAAAGAAGUAGGCGGAAAUGUAAACGGUUGACUCCAUUAAUCGAUGUAGAGAACAUUCAAAUUAUCAAGGCAUUUUAGCCACUUAGGACACAUAAUGUCUUAGGCAAUUUGCAAACAUCAGACAUACUACCAAUGCAGGUGAGUAUCCUCCUUGUCCGACUUCAACACACAUUUUAGGUCCCUAACUGUACUAGCCAGCCAAGAAGUUAUCGAAAGUACUGUUCGCUCGCCACCUUGUCUUGUGAAUAUAACAAUGGGGAUUUCACAAAUCUUAAAAUGAAUGAAGAAGUACACCAUCUGAAAGUCAUCUUACUGACAAAAAAGCGAAAACCGAAGUACAAGGGAGGCUGAUGAGACCGGGACUUAUUUAACGCGGUAAAUACGCAGAUGUUUAAAAUACGAAUACUCAGUCCUAAUCCAAGCUUCUUCACAUCUCAGCACCCGCGUUCAAACGCUUCCACAUUCAUGAAGAAGCAAUCUUUUUGUUCAACCUUAACAAGAAACAUCUGUCGAGUUUUAAAUCUUUUGCGUCACCAAGUCGAGUAGUUUUAAAAAGUAGUACAGGAGACAUUUAUGGCGUUGCUUUUUAAAGCGAGUGUAGCGUAGAAAAAAAUGCCAGGGAAAAGGAGGGGAUGGCGUGCUUACUUGACUGGCGGGGGAAGCAGCAUUACCACAGGGAAGGCACAAAAUGCAUUGAUGAACAGAGGACUUGACAUUUCUGCCGCCUCUGCCUUUGACAACAAGAGCCUCCGGGACGCUGCCGGGCCUCUAAAAAUCGCCUAAAAAACUGAGGUCAACACAUGACAAACUGACGGUGCAUUCAAACCCUUUUUUCUCCCAGGGUUACGCAGGCAUGGCCCUUCAAGACUUCCAUCAAAGAACCGACCAGUUUGACAUUAAUGCACCUUUUUUGUCUAGGGGCCGACAGGGAAGUGAAUGCACAGCCCGCCUCGACUAAGAAUAAUGCUUAUACUUUGGCGACUGGCAGGCCUCAGUACAAGUGUUUGAUUUGGGUAUCCCUGCUUUGAUAAACUCAAAGUAUAACCCAAGAAGGUUCAUUUAUUUGGCUGGAUUUUGGCAUUUCUGUGAUUUGUCUCCAUCCGCCAAGUGAUGCGGUAGUAUUUUUCACUGUGCAUAUGAUGCGAUUCCCGAGGGCACAAUUCGACUUUAAUCCACUUUGAUUUUGAUCAUGCCAGUAGACAAGAUUUUUGCGCCAGCGACCAGCGUAUUGCAUUAUUUAACAGUUUUCGAUACAUUGGUAGAGACCGUUUCGACCGUCCCUUCAUUGACAGACGACUUCCAGUUGCCUACACGACAGCCCCAACUAGUUUCAAACUGUGAAAUCGUUGUACAUUUAAUUUUUACGAGUAGUCUCGUCUACGUGCCGACCAUAGGGUUGCAGUGUGCAUAUAUGAAGUUAUUAAUUAAUUGCAAGAAAUGCUACGAGGUAUAUGGAAAUGGGUUUUCGAACAAAAGGACUAUCUACGUGGGGUUGUAAUAAGGAUCAUCAUGCAGUAAGAGGUCGGCUUAUGAAUUUGCUUUAUGUUAGCCGCUUGCAUGGGCCGCAUUAGGAAAAAAUGGCUUUAUAGCUUGCAUACCCGUUUCAAUUUAUUUGAGGGUCAGAUUUGGCUAUGUAGCCGCACCUAUGGUAAACAACACCUCACCACCAUUAAUACAGGACCAGCGGUAAUAGAGGCUUUUACAGGUCGGGCCGGGAAGGCAUAGGUGAGGAGGUCAAGUACUUGUACGUAAAAGAAAAGCUAUUGGAAAUGUGGGGUUGUACUUUGGGUGGUUGAAAAAUAGUUGCCCUAACCCUAACUCCCGACCUUAACCCCUAACGCUAACCCCUAACCCUAAUCCCUGACCGUAACUACCAACCCUUAUUCCCAACCCUAAACCCGACCCCUAGGCCUAAUCCUAGACCGUAAAACCUAACCCUAACCCCUAACCAUAGCCCCUAACCCUUACCCCUUGUCCUUGGCCUUAAUCCUAACCCUCAACUCCUUACCCGAAUCCUGAGCCCUAACCCCUAAGACUAGCCAUAACCUUGAUCCUCACCCUUUAACCCUGACCCUUAACCGCGGCCCCAAAGCUUAAUCCUGAAACAUCCAAUGCAAAAGUAAGGAGAUGAGAGGCCAAAAGUCAGGAAGGACUACCUCCAUUGAACCAAAAAGGUUGAUACGGAAACAAAGAAGCAAGGCCGUUAACAAACCACGCUCCGCGACGCACAGCAACGCCACGUCAACGUAAUCGCACUAACUUAAAAAGUUAAGUAGGUCAACAGUAUUGUGUCCAUCAGUUGCGACUACAUAACCACAUCUUACCUGUUUUUGAUUCCCAUUUAAACUGUGGUAUAUUUGAAAGAAACCAUGCAUGGAGAAAGUCUUUUCUUGCAUUUGUUUGGUAGCUGACCAUCUCUCUAUCAAAUGUUGGAUAUUGUAUAUGUGUGUUUCACAGAAGCUUGUAAUUCCUGAAUAACUUUAACACCAAUUUCCCGAUGUGUUUUCCGUUCACUCUGAUCCAACUGUGGGAAACUCAGUGUGCCGUUGGGAUUUGAAUUCACGACAGCAAGAGGAGGCUUUAGUACAGUCACCCUUCUAACCAUCUUAGCUCGAGGCCCCACCGGACGACGCGAGCUUCAUCAUAUUUGGGUCAAGUUUACCCGCCCAACCCACUGCAACGACUGGAAUCCACCAAAUCUGAUACAGUAGGUUGACUGGCCAAGCAGGAUUUCCAAAGUAAUGCACCUUGAAUCCACCAGAUAACUACCAGGCUCACGUAAUUUGGGGUUGUGUUGGCAGAUUUCAAAUAAUCCAGGUGAGACUGUUAGUCAUCUGGUGAAUUCAAGAUGCAUUUAUUAGGAAAUCCUGCUUGGGCAGUCUGCGUACUGCAUCGGAUUUAGUGGAUUCCGGAUAAUGUAGUAGGUAAACUUGACCCAAAUGGGGUUAAGCUCGCGUCGUCUGGUGGGGCCUCGGAGCUCAGAUGACUAGAGUGUUGGCUGUACUAAAGCCUCCUCUUCCUGUCGUGAGUUCAAAUCCCAACAAGGCACCGAUUUUUGCAUAGUUGUGUCAAAGUGAAUUAUUUGAAAUCUGACAAAAUACCGCCGUACUUUCCUUUGUCAUUUAUAACCUCUUGCGUUUAACCUUUCCAUGUAAGGGAAUUUAUGCAUCGUGUGUGUCGUUAAGAAGAUUUUAUAUGGAGCCCAUAAAAUUGCCGAGUGGAAGACUGCAAUUGUGUAACUGGCAGGUUGGAUGCUACAUGAACUGACACCACAUGGUAUGAAAAAUCUCAUAAUUACAAACUUUUGAAAUCAAAAUAUAUACCUUCAGAAGGAGUAGAUGUAAUCGCUGGAACAUGAAGUUUAUUGGCCAAUGAUCGUAUCUUUUUCCUCUUCUAAUUUUUUUCCGGAACUCGCCUGUUUGUUUUUAUCUGAUGAACCUUCUUUUAAGAAAGGGAACGUGAAAAGGACGUUUGUGGCUACCAACUAAGCGCAACAAAGAAUAAUUUAGUCAGUCGUUUCUAGGAAAUAUCUGAAUUUAGAAGGACAUGGCAUAUUACAAGAAGAAUCACGUAAGUUACGUAUCCAUUGUUUACCAAGUGCUAUUUAAGCAGUCUGGUGAAAUACGGUACAUUCAAAGGGUGAAAUUUUGACGUGACUAAAAUACCUCACGAUUAUGCUGCUUGAUAAUCUAUAUUAUAAGUCCACUUGAGCUAUCAGCUUCAAUCGUAAGCUUACUUCAGAAUUUCUGUUAAUACUUCAUGCGAUUGGUCACUGACUGUAUUUAACUCUUCUGAUAAGUAGGCCGGUUAAUGGAUUUAUAAAUUUAGGUCAAGAGAAGGAGGUCACAGGUUGCUCGGAACCAAAACUUGCGGCCAAGUAAAGUCAUCAGGGCAUUACUUCAGUGGGCUACUUACCAAUUAUGUCAGUUAGCAACUCACCGGCACCUUCCAUAAAAAUGACCGCAAUGUUGGGCACUUUUGUAAGUUUGAAAUAAAUGAGAAAUGAGAAUACCUAGAGGUAAUAAAAUAGGCGGACCACGCCUCAUUAAAAUUUCGCGGAGGACAGGAGGGUAAAAAAUAACGCAAUUUUCUGAUGUAAUUUGCGCUUAGCUAUUUCAGCGCUGAGUAGAUAGGGAAUAAUGUCAAUAGCAGAGUUUAUUGGCGCAAACAAACUUCGCGACAGCUUCUCGACUACAACGUGUCGCUGCAUGACACAGAUAACGAAUGAUCAAUAUUUACGCCUCCUGAGCUUUGCGCGAAUACAAUGAAAAAAACAGGUGUAUACGACCUUCCGAAGACUGAAAAAUAUUGUCCCAUUAAGACGCUAGAUGCAGAAAAUGUCAGCUCCACAGCAACCUUCCUUAAAAGUGGAGGUCCAACACGUCUCAUUCAAGAGCACAGAAAUAUCUUAUUGUAAAACCUCACAGACUACUCAGUUUCUUUUAGAAUGAUGUAAAAUAUCCUUGCCCCUAAACGAUGGCAUCAUUUCAAUUAGAAUCAAGUGACGAUCGAAAUGCGCCAUUUAAAGGACGUGCAAUGCAGCCGAACCCACAUUCAGCAGUCCUACUAAAGAUAUCCCACCUCCACCGAAAACGGAUAUUUUGACAUUAUACAGUGCGUGACCGAUCUCACGAAAUGUUAUCUAAAAUUCUAAAAUGUGUUUUCGACUAUAAAGGAUUUCUUAGGAGGGAAUGUAAUACUGCUUAUCAUGCGAAAUAACCCUAUAGUAUUUCGGACUCACCAGGAUGUAGCCUUGUGAAUGCACUUCUUUUUGACCUUCUACAUAAACGACACUUGGUACACAAUGACUUCUUAUGGAGCACCCGUUUUUCUUAUUGAUGGUUUUAUAAAUUCAAAUAUAACUUACAGAAGUCAUGCAUAAAAUAUGCUUUCUUUUACUCAUUUGGUAGGAAAUCACAUCGUCUUUAAAUUUUAUGUCGAAGAAAGCGUUCAUUUAGGUUUUGAAAAAAGCUUCCCAGUUCGCAAAUAAUUUUGAGCCAGAGCAGCCGUGGCAUUAGCGCUUAGCGAUUUUGGUCUACGAGGUACAUGCCAUCCGUGUAAGAAUAAUCCUAUAUUCCCCUAUGCAUUUAGGAAGAUAGCACGUGGAGUUCGUUGAGAUUUUCUAAUGGAUGCUGGCCAUACUGUGCGUUUCAUAAGGAACACUGUUAAACGGGCAUAUGCGAUCCUGUAUAUAUGGACAGCACACGGUCUUAAACAUGUUAUAAUUAGGAACUUUUUAAAAACCGAAAGAUAACACGUCUUCGAGUACAAACUGUGAAGAUAAUGUGAUUUUCUACCAAACGAGUAAAAGAAAGUCUGUUUUGUGCAUGGUUUCUGUAAGAUGUUUUUGAGUUGAUAAAACGAUGGAAAAUCAAAGGGAAAAUUACAUUCUAUUUGGUGGCAAUUUUAUACCAAGUGUGGCUUCUAUAGGAGGGUGCAAAGAAGUGCAUUCAAAAGCUUACAUCCUGGUGAGUCCGAAAGAUUAUAGGAUUAUGUCUCAUGAUAAGCAAUAUUACAAUCCCACCCAAGUAAUCCUUCCUAACUGAAAACACAUUUCAGGAUUUCAGCCAGCAUUUCGUGAUAUUGGUCACGCACUGUACGUCACCUCAGAUUGUGCUUGUAGACGCAGAUGCAUUGGGCAGGCCAGUUAAAAGUUUGUUUAAAUAUCUGUAGAAGUUAAAAAAAACAAUUUCCGCUGUGCUAUCACGAGAAACGUCCUAGACAGUGAUCACUCCGUUGACCCCAAAACAUCCUUCCGAGUACUAGGUCAGGCACGAAUAACUCAGACAUUACGCUAACUAGGGUCGGCUUACAUACACCGGGAGAAAUCCCACCUAUGCCACGUGGGCAGCCUCAGCUUGCCCUAGUAAUCCUCAUUCCACAGAUUUACACACCCACUCUUGGCUGUUAGCUUUUGCAACUUUUUCUCCCCUUAAUUGCGUUUUAAGUAGCUUUUAUCAUUUAUUAAUCUAACACUAGCAUUGUGCCUUAGGCUGAUUUUUCUGCACAAGGUCUAAUGGCUGUUUGUUUUUUUGCUCGCUAUCUGUGUUAUUCAGGGACAUGUUGCAGUCCCCAAGCUUCCAUGACGUGUGCUACUUCCAAAAAAUCUUGCUGCGAAUGCUUUUUCAAAUUCAUACCAGGAAAAAAUAGAUUCAAACGUCAGUAGCAUGGCCGUUAACUUUUUUUCAACUGCUGAUGGUGGUGCAUAUGGACGGCUGAAAAACGUAGGUUGUCCGUACUUGACUGUUGGCGACUACUGCGCUCCUGCAGCACAGAUUUUUGAGAUAGCGAACAACAUCGCGACCGUCAGAACGACAAUCAGAUUGUUCAGCACUAGUUCGUCCACCCAUUAGAUAUAUCAGAGUAUAAUUAUUUGACGCCUCUGGAUUUGUUUGCUGGCUGAUGCAAGCAAAAGAAGGAUGCCAAAGGGGACUUGUCUGCAAGCUGAAACAAGCAUGCACGGCAGGAUUUAUCGUUACCAAAAAAUUUCUCGACGGCUCAUCAGCUACGACCUGUCGCUUAAUAACACAGAUAGCAAGUUAGAUGAAUACAACAGUUUGAAUGCGUACAGACAGUCAAUACAGAAACAAUAAGGUCAUGGUUUUGGGUAAUGCUAACUGAUCGAAAAUACUAGUCACCUUAACGCAACAAGGAAGGAAUAGUGGAAAAAACGUUAACAAUCAAGAAAAGAGAGGAAUGUGGAAAUCAUGAAGCUAUAGGUUACCAUGGCAAAGUUACGGCGGGUGGGCUGACUCGUGAAAUGUCAACCGAAAUUUCCAACUUCAUCUUUUUUACGAAAAGGGUAACUACGAAAGAUUACCAAAUUAAUCAACAUGUAGCAUAAUUCUAUAAUGAUUCGGCUACCUCUGGAUGUCGGCUUUUAAAUUAAUUACUUUUCGACUGAAUGUAGGAACUAUCCUUUGGAAAAAAAGACCACUCAUAUAGCAUGCAUUCUUCCAAUUUUAUUCUCGAAGGAAGAGUAUAAUUCGGUUUUCAAAAACUUUUUUUAAUUUUCGAAUAAUUAAAUUUCGGGGUUUUCAAACCACAAACUGUAUAAUUUCAUGUACGGCAAACCACACAUUUCUCUACGGUAUUAAGAGGGAACUAUAUGGGGCUCAUACAGUUGAGCAAUGGACUUGAGCCAUAUUUUUAACUUUACAAGACACGGUAUUAAAAAUCCCACAAUUAGAAACUUUAUUAAAACCGUAUUAUACCCUUUCACCGAGUAUAAAAUUGAAAGAAGACGUAAUUUGUUACCUAAAGAGCAAAAAAUGAAUAGAUUGAUGCAUGAGUUCUAUGAAAUAUGAUUAAAUUUUUAAGGGCGUCGAGGAUCAUUGAGAAAAAUGCAUGCUACUUAAGUGGUGGUUUUUUACAAAUUAUAGUUCCUGCAUUCAACCGAGAAAAAAAUGUAUUCAAAAGCCGACCUCCUGGGAUAGCUGAAUUAUUAUAGAAUUAUGCUGCAUGAUGAUAAAUUUGGCACCAUUUCUUAAUUGUUCUUUUCGGAACGAAAAUGCAUUUGGAAAUUUUGGUUGACACUUCAUGAUUUAGUUCACCUGCUGAAGAUUAACUACCUGUUCCAGCUUUUCAGAAAGACCUGGUUUCACUCGCCGUAUAUGGGCCAUCUCCAGGUUACGCAAUGUCCGAUUUGUUAGUGCCCGAAAAGGUACUCGGAAAGCAGUUUUAGGGUCGACAGACUGACCAUUAUAAAGCAGGUGUUUUGUAAUGUAGGAACGCGGGAUUCCCUUUUUAUUUGCUUUAGAAGCCAUCUAAGCAGGGGCUCAAUAUACCUGUUUGUCAGGUGCCUUUGCAUCCGCAUGUGCAUGUGAAUUCAUAAACACAUUUUGAAGUAUCGCAAAUUUACAAGGGUUCUUUCGCGUGCGGAAUUAGAAGAGACCUGGUAGGAUUGCCUGAUAUACGUUCAGCCGUAUUGUCUGUCCUUUCAAUGGUGCAAUGCAGACGUCGUUUAAUAAUAGUUACAGUGAGUGACCGAUCUCAUAAAAUGUUGUCUGAAAUUCUGAAAUGCGUUUUUGAUUGGAAAGGAUUACUUGGUCGUGGUUAUAAUAAGGAUUAGCUUCCGGCAUAAACUUAUAUAAUGUCAGACUUGGCAGGAUGUCAGCUUUUGAAUACAUCGCUUCUUAACCUCCUGUAGAAACCGUACUCGGGAAAAAUAUGACUGCUUAAGUAGCAUGCAUUUUUCCCAUUGAUCUACGAGGGUUUUGCAAGUUCAAAUAUAUUUUAUAGAAACCAUAAAUAAAAAUAUGCUUUCUUUUAUUCAAUAAAUAGAGAAUCACGUCUUCCUUAUAUUUUAUUCUCAAGGAAAUUUUAUAAUUAGGUUUAAAAAAAGUUUUUUAAUUGCCAAAUAAUUUGGAACCUGAUCAUCUGUUGCGUUAGCUCUUAGUGGUUUCAGCCUACAAAGUGCAUGCGUCCCGCGUAAAGUAAAUCGCAUAUUUUUCUAUGCCAUUAAAAAGAUAUUAUGCAGAGUCCAUAAAAUUUUGCAAUGGAUGCGGAUUAUGUUGUAUAUUUCAUGAGGAGCUGUGGUAAAAGGCCAGGUACGAUGCUAUGUGAAGGGACAUUGCGCGGUCUUAAAAAUCUCAUAAUAAAAAACUUUUUUAACCUAAUUAUACUCCUUCCUUGAGUAAAAAAUAUAAAGAAGGCCUGAUUUUCUUUUAAUUUACCAAAAAAAGCAUAUUUUUGUUUAUGGUUUCUAUAAGAUAUAUUUGAGCUUGCAAAACCAUCGUAAAUCAAUGGGAAAAUGCAUGCUACUAAAUUAGUCAUCUUUUUCCCGUGUACAGUUUCUACAGGAAAUUGAAAAGCCGUGUAUUCAAAAGCUGACAUCCUGCCGAGUCCUAACUGUUCUAAGAUUAAGCCGCAGGAUAAUCAGUAUUACAACCGCGACCAAGUAAUCCUUUCCAAUUGAAAACGCUUUUUAGAAUUUCAGACAACAUUUCUUGAGAUCGGUCACCUACUGUUAAAUACUGUCACCCUAAAAGGGCAAGGAUUUAAAAACGGGCUUUUUCGGAACUGAAUAUUUUGUCACUGUUUGAAGCGUAGAGUUUUACUUGUUGAUUAAGCGUGCAGGAUAUCGGGGCAUAAGCAGAGUUUUAUUGAUGUGUGUCAUUAGAGCAACUGUUCCUAGAGUGUACACUAAGUGCCGUUUCCAUCUUGUGGGUAAAAACUCAAGAAAUGCAAGGGUUGCCCUUUCCACGUAUCCUUUGAAAAAUGGAACGUUCUAUGGAACCAUCGUCCUGUCCAAACAUAAGAAGGUUCAGGAAGAAUAUUUGGUUGUAUUGUUAUUUCUACAUUGUAAAUUUGAUCUUUGGGUUUAGGUUAUGCAUAAGAGCAGGCAAUAUGUCAGUAUCUUUAGUGUCUUUGACAAUAGCAAAAACAUCAUCCACAUACAUUUUGUAGAAUGGUAGCAUGUCGACCCUAAAGCAUCCUUUCGGGUAUCUGUUCGGGCACGAACAACUCGGACUUUGCGGUAGCUGGAGUCGGCCUAUAUACGGCGAGUAAAAUCAGAACUUUCUAAACAGCUAGAACAUGUGGUUAAUCUAACUUUUCCACGGCAACCUUUGGCUCCAUGAUAUUCACAUUCCCCUAUUUUCUUGAUCGUUAACGUUUUUUCCCACUAUUCCUCCAAUACUACGUUAAAGUUCCUAAUCUUGUCGAUUAGCCAGCAUUACUCAAAACCAUGACCUUGUUUCUGCCUUGAUUUUCUGCACGAAUAGCAAACGGUUAUAUUCAUUCCACUCGUUGACGGGCGGUCGACUAAUUUUUUGAUAACGAUAAAGCCUGUCGUGCGUGCCUGCUUCAGUUUGCAGGCAAGUCCCCGUUGACAUCUUUCUUUUGCUUGCCUUAACCAUCAAACAAAUCCGGAGACGUCAAAUAAUUAGACUCUGAUAUGUAUUUAAUGGGUGGACGGACUUAUGCUGAACAAUCUGAUUAUUGUUCUGCCGGUCUCCAUGUUCGUCACUGUCUCAAAUUAUUUCUACAAAUUAUGCAUGACUGUUGACGUGCUGCCGCGACUGUUUGGAAUGACCUACGUCAGGAUUUUGCUUUGUGCAACAUUUUCACAAUGGACGUUUAGGAGAUGUCAAGUUCUUUAAAGCUCCUUUUGUCGACUUUCACGGACUACGAGCAAAAACUGCUCCAAGCCUAAAAGCUACAAACAGUUCUAGGAAGGUCAUCGCAAAAACCUGUUGAUUCAAAGCAGUGAAUAAAACUGCCUUCCGUGUCUUUUUUAAUGUCCAACCAAAUAUUUUUCAAAAUCAGCGACGUAACUGACUGUCUUUGUCUGUUUGGAAAAACGUUUUUGAUUGAAAGACAGGUCUGUCGGUUGUCGGUCAGCGAUUAUUUAUCUCUACCAUUUUUAUAGCACUAUAUUUUUCUGAAACAGAGACAUAUAAAUACACAUUUCUUACGAGCAAUCAAGUCAACUGACACCGUUAAGAUUUAUUGACAACAACUGCUCGGUCUAACAACAUUUUUUCAUCAAGCAACCGGGCGGCCAAUCGUCUAAAUAGCAGCCAGUGAUUUUAAGGCUAAACGGCGAUUAACCGCCUGGUUACUUUUGCCUAACCCGACACGUAAUAUAACUGUCACCCGAAAGAAUAAUCGUUUUUAAAAAGUUGCUUUUAGAUAAACCGACCAAUACCCUUCCUCCGAGCAUAACACUGGAAAAAGACGUCAUUUCUACCGAAUGAGCGAAAGAAUGAAUAUUUUCUGCAUGUUUUACAUGAACAAGUAUUUGACUUUUAAGGGGAUCAAAAAUCAAUGAGAAAAAUGCAUGCUAGUUAAGUAGUCAUUUUUUGCAGAGUAUUGUUCUUGCAUGCAGUCGGAAAUAAGUUCAUUCAAAAUCCAACGCCCUGAGGUAACUGAAACAUACUAGAAUUUGGAGGCAUGAUGAUCAGUUUUAUAACCCUACUUAAUUACUCUUUUCAAAAGGAAAACGCAUUUCGGAAUUUCGGUUGACAUUUCAUGAGUUAGCCUACCUACUCUAUCUCACGGGUGGACGAGCCACUGCUGAACAAUCUGCUUGUUAUUCUGCCGGUCGCGAUGUUGGUCGCUAUCUAAAACUUUGUCUGUUAAUUAUGCAUGAAAGCGGACAUGCUGCCGAGACUGUUUGGAAUGACCCACCUACACAGUGAGAGGGCGGGUAUGCAGUCCACGUGAGCCGUCAGGCUGUAUUUUGUGUUUGCACUUUUCCAUUCUAUCGCCAAGGUGAUUGCUAUGCAUGUUGCAGUGGCAUGUGUUACGUCAGUGCUCUCCACCUGACGUUGUUUUGAAUUUCAGAUUAGUAGUAUGAAUUCAAGUAACGCUGACGACAGUUUGGUACUUUAGCUGUGAUGUAUGCGUGGUGGCAAUGUGCAGGGAGGUUCCUAUGCUACCCGUUCUAUACAUACUCGACUGUUAUUUACAGAACGGUCGACCCACGAGUGUCAAAGGAACAUGAAAUUCAGCAUUAAACCAAACUGGAUAGAGGGAUCUUUUAGAAUUAUUCCCCAGCACCGUAUGUCAUCCAUCAAGCAAUAUGAUACCCAUCUCGGGGUAUGGCGUCGGGGCGCUUUAGUACAAGGGUCCCGUUGCGUUGUUUUACUCUGCAUCAGGGACUAACAGUAGACGUGCUAACUCAUGAAAUGACAAAGAAAAUUUCGAAAUGCUUUCUAGUUUCGAAAAGAUAAAGUAAGUAGUGUUGUAAAACUAAUCAUGAUGGAGCAUAAAUCUAUUAUGAUCCAGUUACCCCAGGGUGUCGGCUUUCGAAAGAACUUAUUUUCGGCUGCAUGCAAGAUCUAUACUCUGCAAAAAAUGACUACUGAUGUAGUAUGAAAUUUUCUCAUAGAUUUUCUAUGCCCCUGAAAAUUAAAUUAUAUUUCACGGAAAACAUAUAUAAAAUGUUCAUUCUUUUACUUAUUCAAUAGCAAAUCACGUCUUCGUCCAAUUUCAUACUCAAAAGAAGAGUAUAAUUCGGUUUCAAAAAGGUUUUUAAUUGUGAGAUUUUUGAAUUCCGUUAAAUGGCCGUUCAUGAAACGCCAUGUAUCUGCAUUUACGAAUGCGGGUUGUAAAGUUAACGAUAUUACUCAAAUCCACUGCUUAAUUUUAUGAAGCUCAUAUGGUCUCAUCUUAACACCGUAGAGAAAUGCAUGGUUUUCCGUACACGGAAAAUAUACAGCUUAUAGUUUUUAAACCCUGAAUGCAAGUGUAACAGCAGGUCGGGUUCAAAAUUACUCAGAAAUUAGAAAAGUUUUUUAAAACUGUAUUAUACUCUUCUUUUGAGUAUGAAAUUGGGAGAAGACGUGAUGUUCUACCGAAGAAGUAAAAGAAUGCAUAUUUUUAUGCAUGUUUUCCAUGAAAUAUAAUUGAAUUUUAAAGGGCAUCGAAAACCAAUGAGAAAAUUGCAUACUACAUAAGUAGUCCUUUUUUGCAGAGUAUAGAUCUUGCAUGCAGCCAAAGAUAAGUUCCUUCGAAAGCUGACACCCUGAGGCAACUAGAUCAUCAUAGAUUUAUGCAACAUCAUGAUUAAUUUUACAACACUAUUUAAUUUAUCUUUUCGAAACGAGAACGCAUUUCGAAAUUUUGGUUGGCAUUUCAUGAGUUAGCACAUCUACUGUAUGUUCCGGUUUUCUAAAUACCUCAUCCCAGUCGCCGGAGAAAGCAUUAACUUUGGAAUCUAAUCGCGCAGACCCGGUUGAAUUUCCGAGCUCGACUGCUGCCGUGAGGAUAUAAAUGCUUUCAAGCGUAACCCUAGACCUUCCAGCCAUACUAUGCUAUGCAGUACAGACCACAGGUUUUGCCCAGGAAGAGUGGAAUAUUAUAGUAGGUAGCCUUACUCAUGAAAUGUCAGCCGAAAUUUCAAAAUGCACUCCCACUUCGAAAAGAUUAGUUAAGUAAGGUUGUUAAACCCGAUCAUCAUGCGGCGUACUUCUACAAUAAUCGUUAUCUCAGGAUGCCGGCUUUUGAAGGAACUUUUUUCAACUACAUGCACAAAUUAUAUUCUGUAAAAAUAACCACUUAAGCAGCAUGCAGUUGUCUCAUUGAUUUUCGAUGCCUUUAAAGCUUCAACUAUAUUUCAAGCAUAACGAUAUUUAUUCUUUUACUAAUUCCAUAGAAAAUGACGUUUUCUUUCAACUUUAUACUCGAAGGAAGUGUAUGGCUCGGUUUAAAUAAUGGUUCUAAUUGUGAGAUUAUUUAAUACCAUGAAAUGACCGUUCAUAAAACAUCGUGCCUCUGCAUUUGUUAACAGGGUUUGCAAAUAUAACAAUUCUGCUCAAAUCCACCACUUAAUUUUAUGAAACCCAUAUGGUCUCCUCUUAAUACUGUAGAGAAAUGCCUGCUUUUCCUUACGCGGAAAAUUUACGGCUUGUAGUUUAAAAACCCCGAAUUUAAGUGUUAGUGCAGGUCGAGUUCAAAAUUAUUUGGGAAUUGGAAAAGCUUUUGAGAACCGAAGUACACGCUCCUUCGAGUAUAAACUUUAAAGAAGAUGUCAUUUUCUACCAAAUGAGCAAAGAUUGAAUAUUUUUAUGCCUGUUUCCAAUGCAGCACAAUUGAAUUUUUAAAAGCAUUGAAACCCAAUGAAAAAAAUGCAUGCCAAGUAAGUAGUCGUUUUAUGUAAUGCAUAGAUUUUGCAUGAAGUAGAAAAAAGGUUCCUUGGAACUGCGGCCUCCUGAAUUAUUGUAGAAUUAUGCUGCAUGAUGAUUGCGUUUAACAAGCCUACUUAAUCAGUCUUUUCGAACCGAGAACACAUUUUGACAUUUUGGAUGACAUUUCAUCUUUUGCUGUUCAUUACCCCUUAGUCAGCCCUAAACGUUAUUUCUAGACCACUUACCUACGGGUUGUUUAUUAUUUCUCAUCUCAAUUUUAUCAUUUCUACAGACGAAAGUCGGUAGUUUUAAAUGGCUCGUUUUCUGGACAUUUCACGGCAUAUCCGAUAGGUCUAUUUUAGACCAGGCACAUGGAACCGUCAGCCUUGAUGAAAAGAGUAUAUCGUCCUCCAGGAGAAUGUCAUUUCCUAAGCUGUGCCUAUUUCAUCUCAAAAAGUCAUUAACCGCCCAGUGCGUGUAGGUUCCAUCAUACAUAAUUAUAAAGACUGUAUAUCGUUCACUCUCGUCAUACAAGAUUGCACUUUAUUGAAAUUCGAGCCCGCGUGCACCAAAUAUCUCACUUUUAAAAACGCUUAGUUUUAUUAUAAACGCGGGUUUUUUUGCCUAAUAUCGUAUGGCAAAGUUAUAGGUCAUAGAUUUCGGGCCUCGACACACAGUUCUCUGGCGUUUUCCGACUGCUUUUGCAGGUAUAAACCCGUUGCGUAUUUUAUGAGACGCAAUAAUAAAACAGAGAAUAAUCAGCUACAUGUUUCAGAUAAAGUACGCACUGCACAUAUAUUCAAUUUUUGGUCGUAGUCGCCAUUAAUGGGGUAUUACAGCUAAAUUUAAAAUCGGCCUGGUUCUGUGCAGGAAGGCUUAUCGAAAUCAUUCUGUGCAUGUUUUCGGCGCAUUCUGACGUCAAAGCCCACACCCGAAAGUGCUCAAAAACCCCAAAAGCUGAUGCUUUUAUAAGUACAGCUUAUUUUCCGCUGUCCGACAAAGUACGGGUGAGACCUUGCAACGGCCAAAUGUCCUCAUAGGUGACCCCGGGUGCCUUUUUAACAUCAGGUGACCUCUACUAUUCGUUGCCAAAAUUUGCUAUGCCUUUCCGCUGGUUGGAGCCAAUGCACUAUAAAUACCCCGGCAGGUAGGCUAAGUAGCACCGAUGGACGAGGAACAUUUGGAAGCAGAGGUGCUUGUAGGUAACUAACGUGUAAUUACCGUUUUUUCGGCAGCACGAAUGUGUGGUUAUCCGACCUUUGAUGCUCAAGGAUUUCGAUUUAAUAUAGUUUACUCUGAACCAAAGGAAGAGUCUAAAUGUUUGAUUUUAUUUGUGCUGUCUUUUAACUUGAAAUCUGCUGCUGGGGUCUACCAGAUGGAUCAUCGAACCGAAGUUCAUCAGUGCCUCGCCACCUGCAAAAUAGUUUUACCGACCUAGGCAAGGGAGACUGUAAUGACCGUUUCGGGCUUACUAGCCGUUCACAGACAGUCAUACCCAGCUUUGAAAUGUGGAACACCUAGGACUCGAACUCGCGACCGGUUAGUUAGAAGUUCAUCGCCUAUAACCACUGGGCCGGGGGUCCGUUGUCCUGUGGGUUUCGAUCGGGAAUAUACAAUGGUAGGGGACGGUCAACGAUCGUUCUCAAGAAACUCACUCGUUACGUUGUGCCUUGAAGACUCUCUCUCAAGCCCAACCAGCGAUUGCGUAGCGGCGCAUGAUAAAGGCACUAUGUUAUUACCGACAAAGGCUAGGGAGACUGGGGUGGCCAUUUUUGUAUUUAUAGUCGUCGUUAGCCAGUCAUACCCGAUCAUUCUGCUUAUAUCAUGCGCCGCUGUGUGGCUGCUGGUUGGACUCGAGAGAGAGAGCCCGCAAGGCACAACGGAACGAAUCAGUUCCGCAAGAACGAUCGAUGAGCGCCCUCGACCAUUGUAUAUUUCCGCUCGAAACCGACCGGACAAUGAACCUGUGGCCCCGUGGGUAGAAGCAAUGGACUUCUAACUAACAGGUCGCGAGUUCGAAUCCCAGGUGUUCCACACUUCGAAGUUAAGUAUGACUGACUGACGACGGCCUAUAAACCAGAAGUGGCCACUCCAGUCUCCCUUCUCUUUGUCGGUAAUACCAUUCUGCCUAUAUAACAUGCGUUGCUGUGCUGCUGUUGGUUGGGCUGAAUAGAGACCUCGCAAGGCACAACGGAACGAGUAAGUUCCGUAAGAACGAUCGGGGAGCGUCCCCUACCAUUAUAUAUAAAUAUAUAUUAGGAUGCCUCACUGUGUAUUGCACUGCUAGCGAAUAAUAAUCUAUUUUAUAUAUGACACAAUCUGGUUGGUCAAUAUUUUAUUUAGUGUCUACAAAAACAAAAAUUGCCUUCCGGUAACCAAUUGAAGAGAGUCGAUGAUUUUAACAGGAGGCUCAUUCAUCUGGGCGUUUUGCAUCCUUCCUGAAAAUCAUCAUCAAAAGCAGUCGCAGGUAAAGAUUAUGGGCGCAGCAUUCACAGAAUGUCAUUCCCUGGCCACAGACACCUACCAUAAUUAUCUGGCCGGCAUUGUUCAGUCGCAUCCGAGUCGUUAGCUGCCUCAAUUUUGUCGUUGGCGUUGAGAUAUGACGUGAUAAUUAAUCAGCAAUUUAGCUCGUUGCUUUUGUCACUGAAAACGGUGUUUAGCCGCGCCCGUUCCGUGUGCUAUCAGCACUAGAUUCCGAUGCUUUGGCAACUUUAUCAAACUAAAUGCUUGCAUUACACAGGCUAAUAAAAUCCGUUGUAUCGAAAACCAGGUAGAUGUAAAAGUGUGAACUCUACCGAAUGCUUGCUAUCAACGUGAAAACUUGAGGCAAAGAGUCUAUCAACCUAGAAUUCUAUGCAAAUGCUUGAGUUGGUUGCGAUGAAAUAUAGCGGCAUGGUAGUCCGCGCGUCUAAACAUUUUGGGCUAUAUUGCCUAUAAUCCAUGAAGUAUUUUCAUCGAAUUUCUAAAUCAUACAAGCUUAAAUCUAAAAUACGUUUUAUCUACAGUUGUUCAGCUCGUAAGUUGUUCCCCUAGCCUUCCCCUUGUGGCUUUCAGGUCUAGUUCAAUUUCUAAAGAGGUGUCUACAAGUUCCACAUUCGUAACUAUGCAUUCAAACCCCCUACUUUGAUUAUUUUAGAAGUAUUUUGAUAAAACGUCACCAGCUUAAACGAACUUAACGACUAAGCUUUAUUCUUACAAAUCUAGUGGCAACAGAACUCCUUAGGCAGUAUCGUCACUUAUAACGCCCCCUACUUGCAAAUGUCUGAAAAAAACCCUGGUGGUUAUUCACACAAAUGGAUAAUAAACUAGGACUCUUACCAAGCAUGAUUCUAGUAUCAUGAGAACAACAAUAAAGGGUAUUGUCUUCUUCCCAUUAUCGUCUAGCCUCGCAUCUUCAAAAGGCAGUUUAUUAAACUGUACUUCUAACUGUAACGAAACAUGUCAAACGAGGCAUUCGCGAAUUUGUCAACUAAAAGUGACGACUUGGCAUACAAUACGAAGGGUAUUGUAAGUGAAAAUAUUGUAACUAGGACAUUAAACAAAGGAAACAAAAAGAAGUGUUCAGUUCCUCCACUCUGGCAAACCAGUUAAUCAACUGCAACGACAGUGUAUUAAACUUUAUUGCAAGUCUAUGCGAAGUUUCCGAUUUUCAAUAUCGCGCAUACAAACUCCGUUUUUAGAAAUAGAUCUUGCUUUGGUGGUAUGUUAGCAAGGUGUAUUUAGACUUAAAUUGCCCAAAAAGGUCAUCAGUUUGGGGGCUGAAACUUCGCUCGGUAAAUGUACAGUACAAAAUAUUUGCUUCCAGCGGAAGUAGGUAGUUUGCAUACCACACUGUUGUGUCUAUUUACCACCAAGUCAAUGACCAUUAACCGCCCUAUAUGAGUUUUUCGUCACAAAGCUAUCGACAUCCACAAACGUAUAAUUUGUUCUUAGUUUUCUGAUGUAGACCCACUCCAAAUGUUUUCGAAUAUUUAAUUUGAAGCGGGCGAAAAAAGUACUAACAGACAUUUUUUUAUUUUGAUUAUGUUGUUGUGAAAGACAAAUGCCAAGAAUCCUAGUCACGGUGUUCGCGUAGUUAAGUGCGCAAAAGGUGUUCCCAUGUUGGUCCGUUUUUCACCUGUGAAACGUGCUUUUUGCUCAUAUACGGCGUCCAAAAAUUUAGAUCAGUUCCUCCUCACCAUCUGGGGAAAAUAGAAUUUUUAAAAUGCAGUUCUCUAAUGGAAUUUGGAUUCCAGCUUCCUCGUGGAACCACGAUUUUAAGCACUUAAGGGAUCUUACUGAUACUUUGGUGUUCUGUUUGGCAAGAUGAUUUACCUCCCUGGAAUGCAGUUUACAGAAGGAACACUAAGUGCGGGAUAGGGUUUCAAUGCCAGCGGCAAACCCGGCCGAAUUACCUUUAUUCAAAUUUCUAAGAUGAGCUAUGCACAAAAACUUUGCGAUCAAGCAGGACAAAAGUGUCGAGCCCAAGUUACUUUAUUGUAAAAUGGGCUACUUUUCCAUUUUUUUUAAAUUCUCCUUAGGCGAACGCAUAAUUGCAUUUUUUUCUAAUGGCAACAUAUUCUUUCCUAAGGAAAAAGUCUUCUUACGAACUGUUGAGACAUUUCAUUUGAAUAAGAAGUACCUUCAGUUCUUAUUGAAGAAGCGACUGCCUAGAUAGACAUCUUUAUACCACUCGUGAAAUAGUGGUGGCUUAAAUUGUGAUGUUCCAGACCUUAUUCCGAUUAGCGAAUACGACAUUACUGAGAGAGGUCACUCAUAGAAAAGAAUGUUUUCAAGGUAGGCAGAGCGCUGAGAUUUUGAAUCGUACCAUAAAACUUUUGCCCGUUGUUUGAUUGCCAGAAAUAUAUUUUUGGGUUUUUUGGCAAUAAAAAUAGCUCCAGGUUCACCAAGAUGAGAGUUCCUGGGUACUGAUCUGAUGCAAUGGAGAAUAUCACGGAGAUACGGCUAAUAUUGUGGCUGGCCUUCUGGAAAACGGGCCGGCUCUCUAUUAUCAAAACGUCUUUCAUCAAAAAUCGGAAAGAAAUUUUAUUGAUUGGUCGUGCUGGUUGAUCUCGAUCUGAUAAAUUUUAUUCUUUCAUUGCCCCGGCCUUCUGUUGGAUAUUUGGAGGAGGUAACGACCUUCGUUAAACUCCAUCACCUCCAUGAAGGGUAGUUGAAUUUCUGCUUUCCCUCGGGAUGAGGUCUUCCCGGGAGGCAGUGGCCAUCUUGUCCUCGUAUUUGUAUGCGUAGUGACGCUGGAUAUUAUUGAUGGUAAGAAGGUAUGGACGCCUAUUAAUGGAAAUGGCAUCCGAAUACUUCCACGUGCCAAAUGCGUGACGUCCUGUCCCUUGGGUGCCGCAGCAAAAGAUGGCCGCUACUUGAAGGUCGAAAGUGUAACCGGGUUCUCAAAGGGGGUUUGUAGUGCGUGAGUUUGGGUUUAGCCUCCGCAAAUGCGUGCUUGAUCUGUUUAAUGGGCAAGGUAUUGUGACUUAGAGAAACAAUGGCAAACAUGCUGCGAGGGUACUUUUCUUGAUCAAUAAAUCUGUUUCCCGUAAACUGGCAUUACAGUUAAACAAGCAAGCAAAGCAUUUAAUGCAUGCUUAUGUUUAACGAAAUUUGACCGCACAUGUUAGGUUUGAGCACGCCAAUUUCCUCGCUAUUCUGUUUUAUGGAUGCUAGCACUGUAGCCGCGAGUUGACAAAGUAUUAUGUUGUCUUUCGAGGCGGUAAUUUAAGGAUUUUUUUGAAAAAAACAAACGAUGAACUCUGUGGGUUGACUGUUCAAACUUUCAUGAAAAUUUGAAGAACGAAAGUUCAAUGAGGUUUUUUGACGUAAAUGGAAGUCGAUAUUGCAAUAAAUUCCAUCAUGACUUCACAGACAGUGCUUAGAGCUUACAAAAGAUAUUUAAGCAGCUUCUUAGGCGUCCUAUGGUUUAUAUAUAGUUUAUGCCCGAAACUCGGGAUUUUGCCUACGGGAGCAUUGUUGGGCUUCUAACUCAUACACCUCUCAUAUGCAAAUCUCACUGAAAAAUUCAGAAAUGAGUACAUUUCCCGUGUAAAUGGUGUAACGACGUUAACUUUAGCAAAUGGCUGGGAUGAUAGAGUGCAAUAUUUGGGUAUUUAGUGUAACCAAAUAUGAUGAAGUGCAUAUAAACAAUACAAGUGCAGAAAGGCGACUUAAAUGCUGUUUGGAUAGUGGAAGCAUCACCAUUGCAACUGCGUGUGUUUACCUUAUAGAUGAGUAGAUAUCAGCUGAUUGCAGUUUUUUUCGAACGGAAAGGGAGAUGCAUUAACUGUAAUUAGCUGAGCACUUAACGCCGUCUAAAUAAACAGAUGUAAUGAGAGGUUUGGUAGUAUUUUUAUUGCAUUGGUUUUUGGAAUGCAAGCUUUCGCCUAGUCCUAAAAUAUUCGCCGAUUAUGGCUACGAUCUAAGAAAUCCGUAAAUGGCAAUACUGUUGUAAAUUUAUCCACUUUUGAUGACUUUUCAUGCAGCAAAAGGUCUUUUUCGGUGUCUUUUAAUAUCUUCCUUUUUAUCAAUCAGUUAAAAAAGGAAACAGGAUUUUGAAAUAUCUCGACGAAUUUGUUUCAAGUCCAAAAGUCACAGGCAACAUCUCAGAGGAACACUGUCUGAAUUCGUUAUGACAUGCGUAAGAUUGAAGUUUUAAUUAAUACGGAGAUGUAUCAUGAAAAAAGAGAUUAGAUGUGGACGCAAAUGGCGCAUUUGCUCCGAAGAAAAGUUGAUAACGUUUUCAGGGAAACUAGUUUUUCCAUUAUUUCAAAUAUCUUUUUCAAAUGUAUGCGGUUGCAGCUUACUGCCUUUGUCUACCUGCAAAACGAUGUUCACAUUUGCUUUUCAUACAGUCUUGGUUUACGUCUAUAUCGGUGAUUUACCCAGGCAAAUCUUAUUAAUAAUUUGAAUCCUCUCUAACCAAGGCGAUGCUACUCCAUUUUCGGUGAAUGGCAACUUGCCAUUAGUGUGGUUAGCUCGGGUGUCAAAGUCAUAAAUAUUUCCUUUAUACAGCAUCAUACCAAAGUAUCGAAAAGUACAAAGUCCGAAUGUUUGCGUUCCCAAUAAUUAACGUAAACUCGUUGAGACACAACAAACGGUGAUAUACCCAGACAAAACACAUUAAUAAUUUGACUGUUGCAUUAAGCCAACGCGAUGAUUGCACCCCAUAGAAAAGAAGAUGAACACACGAUCUCUGGGACGGUACGUACGGGAGGCCAUCGUCAGGGACUGUGAGAAUGCGGCGUCAAAUGAGUACUUUUUAUAGUCAAGCGAUGAAGGGUGAGUCCACGGCGUCUUACGGCGGCGUAACAGCGUGCAUCCUUGGCUGGGAGUUGGGUUUGGCCUCUUGACCGCGAGAACGGAGCGCGUGAUAGCAGGGGGGGUAUAAUAACGUGUCUGUUGAUAGAGUUUCUGUCAGACACCCAGGCCUCCAGCAGUUCUCGUUCUGCCUUAUCGCUGACCCGCGCCACUAUCCGCGUGCUCGCGAAGUCGAAUUCGUGGCCUCACUCCAGGGUGUGAGUGGGGACUUGAGACAACGGGUCGCCUCUCCGGACUGCCCGUUUAUGCUCCGUCUAGUGCGAACUAAGCCGUCGACCGGUCUGUCCUUUGUAAUGGCGAGGUCACUCCCGACAUGUGAUACGAUAAACGACAACCGACUGUUCUCCUAUGUCUAGUCGUUCUUUCACUCGCAUUAUUUUGCUGCGCAUGGUUGCUGUCGGUCGCAUGGUCGGUCGCACUGCUUAGUUGCUGGCUGGUACAGUCUUUGAUAAUCUGUGUUUACGUUGGCAGACGACAAUUGUUCAGCAGCUUUGAAAUGAUGACCCGUAAUAUUCCAUUAUUUUCUGGAAAAAUUAAUACCAAAACAACCUAAAAUAUUUGGGUAUCUACAAAAAUGACGUCGUGCACGACAAACAUGCCGACAGAGGGACCUCAAUUUCUUAGGGGCAGCACUUAGUAGAUUAAGUCGGAUGAUGUAUAACCGUAUGGGAUACUUCAAACAGAUGCCUGUUUAGUUUCUGCUGAAAUUCACAGAAAUUGGGGACUCCAAAAGGCAUUUAGUAGCAAUCCCUUUUAUGCUCUUCUUUUCCUGCUGACUGCAGAUCCGCCGCCUUCAUUGGACACCGACAAUAUCAAAGGCGAAGGACUGCCGUCAGUGAACCCCGUCAGUGAGAUACCUCAAUGUUCUAAGGCGCAGGCCUGGCAGCUUGUCCGCCAAUGCGUGGCUGAAAUGCUUGGAAUUGGAGUGAUUACCUUCGCUGCCGUUCGUAUGGCUGAGAUUGAAAGCGCAAGCCUUCCAGCCGCCGUUGUCAUUCCCUCGUCACUGGCGCUGGGCAUCUGGUUGGCUGGUCCAAUCAGCGGCGGACACGUGAAUCCUUCAGUUACACUGGCACUCACUCUCUGCCGCAUUGUCUCUUUCGUCUAUCUGCCCAUUUAUUGGGCAGCUCAAUACGCGGGAGCCUUCGCCGGAGCCGCCCUCGCGCAUGCCUUUCUUGACGGCAGUGCUGGGCCCUCGGAUCCACCUAGUGGGACGGCGUUGGGCAGUACGCCACUGCAGGUGCUUUCAGAGUACCUAGCCAGCACCAUCUUCAACCUCAUCGUACUGGUGUCGGCUGACUCUCGUCGUCCAGACGCCUGGUCAGGUGCCGGUUUUAAUAGUUGUCUAGCCAUCGGUUUAAUGGCCAUGGUCAACUCAGCGGCAUUUGUAAGUGUAUGCUUUUGUAAUGGAAAUUACUAACAGUGCUACUGUCCAAAGUUGAGUAGAAAUAUUUUACACUUCUAAUUAUUUUUGCGUUAUUAUAAAUGCGAACUUUUUUCGAUUGUAAUGUUCUGACGAAAACAGGACAACAUUAAACCUCUUGAAAAAAAGCUUCUAUUAACCCGGAUUUUUAUCUUUCCGAAGAACGCAUAGUUUAGUCCCAUGGCAGCCCAGACGCAAUGUGCAUGCUUUAUGCGGACGAGACAAUUAUUGUUUAACAGUUCCGUAUGGACAACUGCAUAUCUCUGGGUACCUACAACACUACAGUUAUUGUACGCAUAAUCUUCAUGCUUAUUUGCUAGUUUUUAAGUGGGGAUCAAAGGUCGAAAACAAUCUUUGAACAGGGGGAAAGUGUACGCAUUCGUUAUAGAUACUUAUUAGGGGUUUUUAGAGUGACUAAGUUGGGCACGGCGCAUAAAAAAUUAACAUUCACAACACUGUGACACUUCUCGAAACUCACUGACCCAAAUGUGAUUAAAUUCGUGUCGUCCGUCGGGGCCUCGUAGCUCAGGUGGUUAGAGCGUUGGCUGCGCUAUAGCCUUCCGCCUACUGCGUGGGUUCGAAUCCCACCGAGGCGCCGAGUUUUUCACAGUUGUGUCAAUAUGAACUUCUCGAAACCUUAAAUUUUCGCUGCUUUCGAGUGUGCCGACAUUGAAAAAAAUUAUUCAAUGAACUAAAGUUACUUUGGAACAGCAUUGCUCAGCUUCCGGAUCACGGCUAUUCGUAAUGGCAGAGGAAGUCCCGAAGCGAAUAUUGCCUAAUUGGUGUCAGCUUUGUUUAACGCAUUUUUAAAAUGACUUUGAGGAAUACCUAAUCGCAUCGAAAUUUGUGGGCAGAUUUAGGAAGUAGCUUCCGUGCGCAAACUGGUCCACACCAAAGUCACGCAUAUUCGACCCUUGAGAACCGAGUUUCAGGGCUCUUGCUUCUGGAUCACGGUUCUGCAGCGGCAGACUAUAUUAGAAAUAAUCAAGCUCAUAUGGGAGACGGAUUACAUCGAUCUGUGCGGCAUAACAGAAUACUCGCAGCAUUUUUUUCGAAAUGUACCCAUGCUACCUUUUCGUUAAGUUUCCGUCUUUAUUUCUCUUUCGCACUCCAACUGAUCCAUCCCCAAAACAUUUAUGCAUCUAUAGUGUUCCACGCAAUAAAAUCCUAACAGUAGUUAUAAACAAAAUAAUCAUGUGAGAAAGAGACAGAGCUGACUGCAGCAGAGUUAUGGUGUUUCUAGUGUUUCGGACAACUCCACCAGCACACGUCUAGCACUUCCUUCGCCAUUACUGUUGGGGGUGUCUACACUCCCAGAAACAAGAGCCAGCCAAUCACUGGAGGCUGAGUGCUCCUUUUCUUGCAUGCUGUCAACAUGAUGACGGCAGCUCGCCAUUGGCCGCUCCCAUUAAACCCGAUUGGUCCGUGCUCGCAAAAAAUUGAUCAGUCCGUCUAAAAUUUUCUUCUCGAAGCCCAUUGGACCGAAAACAGGUGAACCCCAAUCGGGUGUUACCAAUACGCAUUAUUUUCCCAGUUAGAAUGACUUGCAGGUUUCUAAUGCAUUUCUAGUGGCCGGUCGUAUCCUCCUUCUCCGCCUUGUCGGUAUCUGAAACAAUGGUCAAGUGCGAAUACGAUCCGCGUGAUUCUGAGUGCCAUGCCUAGUCAUAACAAUUAGAUGCACAAAGACCGAAACAGGACAGUUACACUAAAUUCAUAAAAACUGAGCAGACCCGACUUGACGACGAAUUCACCCGAAUGGGAGUCAGAAGUCGAAUAAUCCUCUUUUGGAGUGACAACACAUAACGCGAAAACCUCUCAAACUACCGAGGCAGCGAAAGAGGAAAAGGCUCAAUUAGCCCAAAGACGAUUGACUGCGCUGGAAAUUUCAAAUUCCGCCUCAAACAAUUUGAUAGUGAGGAUUCAACCAAGUACUCCGAAACGUCCGCAACACACUAAGUCUGUUCCGGCAAACUUGCUUUCUUUCUUUCACCGCUGCAAAAGUUUUUUUGCAGUUUGUUUACUCUAUUGUUCUGGACUGUUCCCGCUUGUCUUACCAAUCAGCGAUAGGAGUUGCGUUGAUUGGCUCCGAGCCCACGUGAAGGUAGUGACAAGCCUCGCGUGGUGCAGGCAGAAAAUCGACCGAAUGCAUGGUGCAUACAGUGAAUUGAAACGGACAAAUCGAGGCCGAGCGGACGUGCGUGCCAUAGCAGGCUGUCGCUAGGACGUAGGUGCAGGCGCUAGCGAGAGGCGCGACGUAGCCAUUAUGGCUGUCCACUACAGAUGUUGCAUUAAAGAUCGUAUGCAAGAUUUUACAAAUACAACAUCACUUUAUUUAAUUCGAUAUGCUGUAAAAAACUUUCUAAAAUGGGACUUUCUGGGAACGAAUUGUUGCAAAAAUUGGAAUUAACCUCACUCAUUUGAUUUACGUUUAUUUGAAGGGUACACAAUUUCCAUGUGGAUUCAACCCAGCAGUAUUUCUGGCUCCAUCGGUCAUACGGGGUAAAUAUGCCAAUGUUUUGGUAAGCUGUUCCAUGAAUCCAUAGUUUUCCUUACACGUUUCUAAGCCCAAAAUCAUUAAAGCCUCAAUGAUUACAUUUUCUGCAGUCAUUUAGACAUACCUGUCUAAAAUGUUAGCGUAUUGCUAACAAUGUUCAUAAAUUCACUUAGAAUGUGUGGUUUACAAAUUACUAUGGCAGAGAUUCCGAAUGAGAACCAAUCGUACGUAAGGACUGGUUAGUGCAGUGGACAUACUCCUCACCCUUAGCGGGGCAAGGAAUUUACAGCGUUGAAGGAUAAAAUUUUAUUUUUAUAUCACCCCCUGCGGUCAGUUUUCAGGGCUUGUCGCAAGCAUACACCAAGUGAAUAUAAAUAGCAUUGCUUUUUGUCUUGCUUGCAGAUUCACACGUUUGUUCCAUUUCUGGGAAGUAUCACUGCGGCUCUGCUUUUUCAACUGAUCCUGUGUCCAGACGCCGGCCAGAGAAGGACAAUGAAAUUCUUUACAAGCCGCCGAUUCCAACACCAUCGGGAUUAUAGAUCUCGCUCAGACGCUGCGCCGUAA